Molecule: messenger RNA, 942 nt
Organism: Camelina sativa (false flax)
Lineage: Eukaryota; Viridiplantae; Streptophyta; Magnoliopsida; Brassicales; Brassicaceae
Product: large ribosomal subunit protein bL19cy
Biological process (GO): translation
Cellular component (GO): ribosome
Molecular function (GO): structural constituent of ribosome
Source: RefSeq, a predicted model, not a curated record
AGACUUUUUGAUUCACAUUGCCACGAUAAGGCUCACACCACUCUGCUUUUGAGUUUGGGUUUGUGCAAACAUGGCGACGAGCUCUCAUCUUCUUCCUCAGGCAUUGCAUAUGAUACCGAGAAUCCCUAGCUCCUCGUCGAAGAAUUUUGGGGUUUCUUCAUUUCUACCACGAGCUUCAUCGGUCAGCUCAAAGCUUUCAGUUUCUCGGGUUUUUCUCAGUCACUCCGGUUCAAAUUUUGGUUUCCCCAUCGAUUCCAAGAAGAAAAGGGAGUUUAUUGCUAAAGCUGAAGAGGGUACUGAAGGCGAAACGGAUCCAGUUGUGGAGAAUGCUGUUGUUGAAACUGUAGCGGAAGGAGAAGGAGAAGCCACUGUGGUGGAGGAAGCUAAACCACCGAGGAAGACUAGAGUCAAGCUCGGAGAUGUCAUGGGGAUACUAAACAAGAAAGCUAUUGAGGUUUCAGAGAAAGUAAGACCGGUUCCUGAGCUUAGGACUGGGGACAUUGUAGAAAUCAAACUGGAGGUUCCUGAGAACAGACGUAGGCUAUCUAUCUACAAAGGUAUAAUAAUGUCUAGACAAAAUGCAGGCAUCCACACUACUAUUCGUAUCAGGAGGAUAAUUGCUGGCAUUGGUGUUGAAAUCGUCUUUCCUAUAUACUCUCCAAACAUAAAGGAGAUAAAAGUGGUAAGCCACAGGAAAGUGAGAAGAGCAAGACUCUACUAUCUGAGGGACAAACUUCCUCGUCUCUCAACUUUUAAAUGAUCACCAAAAAACCCAACACCAGUCUCCUCUUGUCUCUAAAGGUAGUUAAUCUCCUCCUUUUUCACAUAAUACUCUCUUUCUUUUGUAAUAAUUAUAUGUUGGAUUUUCAGUUAUUUUCAUGUAAUUUACAGUGACAGUGGUUUAAGAAAAAGUAAAUCAAUGUUGAUUGUUUUGAUUCGUAA